AUGCAAACGACCCUGGAUGAGGAGGAGGAGGACGACUUCACGGACAUUCCGCAGCACAUCCGUGUGAACCCUGGCUACAUUGUUACCAUGCAGGGCUUUCUCACCGUCUUGGAGACCGUGGGAGCCGCGUGCGUGCUGGUACUGUACGUACUGGCGGCGGGUUCCGUGAUCGUCCAGUGGUACCCUCACGUGUGUUUCCUGGUAGCCUUCACGUACUGCCUCAACAACAUGCUCAUCGUCAUCGCCGGAAUCUCUUCGCCCUCCACCCAAUUCCAUCUGCCACAGACCACCUUUUACUUGCUGUACCACUAUGUGGCCGGAUUUAUCUACAUGUUAAGCGGUGUGCUCCUGCACCACUCGAAAAGCGGGAUGAAGUACAGCGAUGCCUCGGCGUUCACCUCCGUUGCACUUGGCCUCGUUCACGCUUUCCACAGUCUCGUCAAUUCCUUUAGAUGAUCGAAGCUGACCACUGCUCCGCGUCUCGUCCACG
Messenger RNA from Ixodes scapularis (black-legged tick), 490 nucleotides. RefSeq lists its product as uncharacterized. The record is from RefSeq and is a predicted model, not a curated record. The transcript is spliced from 4 exons. NCBI's taxonomy places the organism in Eukaryota, Metazoa, Arthropoda, Arachnida, Ixodida, Ixodidae. Bases 1 to 456 code for a protein of 151 amino acids.